Molecule: messenger RNA, 5460 nt
Organism: Salmo salar (Atlantic salmon)
Lineage: Eukaryota; Metazoa; Chordata; Actinopteri; Salmoniformes; Salmonidae
Source: RefSeq, a predicted model, not a curated record
GACACUCGGCUCGGCUGUUUCUGUAAGCGUCGAGCAGUUGAACCGCUUCGAAAUCGAAACACCUUCAAGGACUUUUGAAUUAAGUAAAAUGGCAGUGUCGCUUCACUUCCGACAGCUCCUAUAACAUACAACAGAGAGGUAUCCCUCUUACCAUCAGGUUCCUACAGCAGCCAUCUCUGAGGUCAACUGAAGUCUCUCCUGUACCAAAGAGUUGUAAACGAGACUGCCAUCGCUCCAGGUCCAGAACCGACCUCACUGGGGUGCUCGGGUAGAGGAAGACAUCCUGAUGAUUGGAGCCCCAGCAGUCCAAGAGCCUUCGCUAAAGCAGAGAGACCAGAAGACCACAGCCUGAACCAACCCUUUGUCUUUCAAACCUAAUUAAACUUUAAAUAUCUUAAGAAAAAAUAGACCGCGUUCAUCUGAAAAAGAGAGGGAGGGGGAGGAACAAGCAUCAGACUCUGGUCUGACUGGAAGACACCCAUACACAGUCAGCCUGCCCCGUUGUCCUCGGAUGGAGACCCUGGCUGGAUCCAGACUCAGCUGCAACAUUACAGGAUGUGAUUCCCAGUAAACUAGUCCUACAGAGAGAAACACAGCAUUGCAGAGCGCAGCAUGAAUGCAGUGAAAACUACUGAGCUGUCUGUCCACAGUAAGGAGAACAGGCAAAGUCCUGGACACCUAAAGACUAAAGAGGACAAUGAGGACCCCCAAGACAAGAAGGACCUCAGCAACCACACAACCAGGAAGCAGCCCUCAACCAAUGUGAGCAAGAAGGUUCUGCAGUUCAGACUCCAGCAGAGGAGGACUGGAAAGCAGCUUGCAGACCAGGGCAUCAUGCCUCUAAACCAUGGGAUGUUUCCUAAGCAGGAGGACUCGUAUGCGUUCGAGGAGGACAGCAGCAGUGACAGUAUGUCUCCAGAGCAAAUCCACAGUAGCAGUCUGUCUCCAGAGCAACCCCACAGUGACAGUCUGUCUCCAGAGCAACCCCACAGUGACGAGUCCCAGGGGUCCGCAUGCCCCUCUUCUGAAGCCAUGGGCAGCACCCCCUCCUCCUCCUCAUCACCAGCCCUCACUGGACCUAGACAGUCCAAGACGCCAGACAAGAACCGCCACAAAAAGCCCAAAGACGUGAAGCCUAAGGUGAAGAAGCUGAAGUACCACCAGUACAUCCCUCCGGACCAGAAGGCCGAGAAGUCCCCCCCUCCCAUGGACUCAGCCUAUACCAGGCUCCUGCAGCAGCAACAGCUCUUCCUACAGCUGCAGAUCCUUAGCCAGCAGAAACAUGCACACACACAUUCGCACACACACUCACAGUACACACACUCCCAACAUGCCCAACACACACAGCAACACCAGCAUAGCUUCAACUACCAGCCUCUGCACCAGCCGGCCCUAGCCCAGAAACAAUCCAGUCAGCAGCUGAUGGUGUGUAGCUCCAGUGUUCCUACUAACACAGUCAACAGUAGCUUCUUGUCUUCAGUGAAGACCACAUACUCCGGUCAAACCAACGUCUCACCAGUCAAACCUGCUCCUCUCCCACCUAACCUGGAUGACCUGAAGGUGUCAGAGCUCAGACAGCAGCUGCGUAUCCGGGGCAUGCCAGUCUCAGGCACCAAGAUGGCCCUCAUCGAGAGACUCCGCCCCUUUAAGGACCACACCUCAAGCCCCUCCCAUUCAGGCUCCAAUGACAUCACCACGGCCACCUUCCCUGUCACCCCCACAGGGUCCCUGUCCUCCUACCAGUCCCCCUCCUCCUCCAGCACCCUCUCCCAGGGCGGGUAUUACCCCUACCCCAGCACUUCCUCCACCCCACCCAUAUCCCCCGCUUCCUCAGACCUCUCCCUCAGCGGCUCACUCCCAGACAGCUUCAGCGGCAUGCCCAUGUCCUCCUCUCCACUGUUUUGCAUCCAGCCGUCCCCAGGCCAGCUCAGCGCUGAGGAAGGCCAGGGGGGAAGGGGUUUGAGCGGGGUAGGACUGCAGGGAGGGGAGGUUGGAGGGAUGGAGCGGGAGAAGGAUAAGAUUUUGGUGGAAAAACAGAAAGUGAUUGAGGAGCUGACGUGGAAGUUGCACCAGGAACAGAGACAGGUGGAGGAGCUCAAGAUGCAGCUGCACAAGAGGAAGCGUUGCCAUGGCGCCACACAGGAGGGCGUCCGGCUCCGUCCCAGCCCCACCACCCACCCCUCCAGCAAUCCCCGUCCCUGAUGGCAACACUUCUUUGGGGUGACAGUCAAGCAGGAGCCCAUGUCCCUCACCUCCAGCUGCCCCUUCUCCUCCCCCAAGCACCUAAAGAGUCCUCCAGGAAGCUGCUUGGAGGGGAUGGGCCAUUGCGGUGCCUCCCUGCCCAGUAUGGGGGGCCCUGGUGGGCCACGAUGCCUGGACCAGACCGCCUCUGGAAGUCCCUCAGGCAUGUGUGCCUUCCUGAGCCCCCAGUGCUCUCCUGAAGACACGCCCAUCACCAAGACGUCCAACAGCCCCCAGCCUUCCUCCCCCAACAACCCCUACCUGCUGUCACUGCCGCUGGGCAGAGACGGGUGCAGCCAUCCCAACCAGGCCAGCACCAGGCCCCGCAACAUGCAGAUUCACCAGAAGAAUGAAGGCCAGGCUAUAAACUGCUCCUAUCCCUCUGACCAGAGAGGCCUUCAGUCAGCACUCCCCAACUCAGCCGACAACAGCCUGAACCACAGUGUCAACCUUAAGUCCAAGAACCCAAAUAUGCAGCAGAAGAUACCUAUAUUGCCCUGUCCCCAGCACGUUGGCCAAAAGUGCCCGGUCUCGUCCCCCGCCUUCUGUAGCUCAGAUUCAGCUGCAUCCGACUCUAGACAGCCCCCUUGCUAUGAGGAUGCAGUCAAGCAGCAACUGACCAGAAGUCAGCAGAUGGAUGAGCUUCUGGAUGUGCUCAUAGAGAGUGGAGAGAUACCAGCUAACGCCAGAGAAGAGAGGGAGAGGUCCUCUGUAACCAAAGUUGUGCCUCACAUUACAGUGUCCCCUGGAACCACCGACCUUGCAGACCCAAAGUUCCACCGAAGACACUACGAACACCUGUCCCCCUCCCAGCUCAAUUAUGACCACACAGCCAAUCACAUUGCAGACAGCCACCUUCAGACCCUGCGGAAGCCCCUAAGCCGAGGGGGUGAGGUCGCCCUUCUCAAGAUGGUCGCAGAGGAAUCAGGGCAGGGAGAGGAGAGGGAUAUUGGACUAGAGGGCUACCCCGGUCCGAACCACCACCACCAGGACAAACUGCUCUCCAACAGGGGCCUGAUGGAAACCCCAACACCUCUAUCUCCCAUCCACUCCAAAGUGACGUCCGUGGCGGAGGUGCAGGGGAUGGUCGGCAUGACGUUUAGCGAGUCACCGUGGGAGACGAUGGAAUGGCUGGACCUGACUCCCCCGAGCUUGGCUACAGGAUUCAGCUCUGUCCCUCCCACCGGGUCAAGCAUCUUCAACACAGAGUUCCUGGAUGUUACAGACAUCAACCUGAAUACAGCCAUGGACCUUCAUCUAGAGCACUGGUGAAACACCGGAGACUAGCUAUGGACCAGCUAGCCACUAUCUGGCUAGCAACCUACAAAAAUAACAAUAUUUUAUUCAUUUAGCAGAUGCUCUUUUCCAGAGUGACUUACAGGUGCCUUGCUCUGAUUUUUCACCGAGUUGGCUCAGGGAUUCAAACCAGCAACCUUUUGGUUACUGGCCCUACGCUCUUAACCAGUGGGCUACCUGCCAGCCCCCAACACAGCAGGAUACAAGCUAGCUACCUGGAAAACACAACAAGAAACUAUAGUGUCUACUAGCUAGUUACCUAGAAAACACAACAAUAGACUCUAGCUAGCUACCUAGAAAACACUACAAGAAACUAUAGUGUCUACUAGCUAGCUACCUAGAAAACACAACAAGAGACUAUAGAGUCUAGCUACUAGCUAGCUACCUAGAAAACACAAGAGACUAUAGUCUCUACUAGCUAGUUACCUAUAAAACACAAUAGACUAUAGUGUCUACUAGCUAGCUACCUAGAAAACACAAGAGACUAUAGUGUCUACUAACUAGCUACCUAGAAAACACAACAAGAAACUAUAGUGUCUACUAGCUAGCUACCUAGAAAACACAACAAGAGACUAUAGUGUCUACUAGCUAGCUACCUAGAAAAAGAAAUAGGCUAUAGUGUCUACUAGCUAGCUACCUAGAAAACACAACAAGAUACUAUAGUGUCUAGCUAGCAAGUUACCUAGAAAACACAACAAGAGACUAUAGUGUCUACUAGCUAGCUACCUAGAAAAAGAAAUAGGCUAUAGUGUCUACUAGCUAGCUACCUAGAAAACACAACAAGAUACUAUAGUGUCUAGCUAGCAAGUUACCUAGAAAACACAACAAGAGACUAUAAUGUCUACAAGCUAGCUACCUGGAAAACACAAGAGACUAACGUAAACUCACCCCAUUCCGUACAAAUGUGUGUAACCGCGACAUUCAAACGAGGCUGCAAAGAAAACUAAUGGGACUGUAGCGACUGUGUUGACUUCAAAAUCUGGGGUGUGAACUAUGUUUCUAUUCAAGCGUUGAUCGACAUGGUAAUAGCUCUAUAGUAUUGGAGAAAAGUUGAAAAAAACUGACCCUUCGUUACAUCGUGACAUGUCAUGCCCGUAACGUACAGCACGCAUAAAGCAACUAUUUCUGUCUUACAAUCUCUCUCUACCAGGUGUAGCACUCUCAUCAUUAAAAACAAGAAAUGGACAGUGACGGGGUAAGGGGGAUACCUAGUCAUUUUUUUGCGUCAUCACUGCAAGCGAUCAUGACUCUCAAAGCCGCUGUUUACUUCUGAAGAUCACUUUAGCCCCGCCCUAAAAACCCGAUUCAAAUUCGACACAAACCUUCAAAUAGGUCUUUCACAUCAGUGGAAAAGGGGACAAGAGGAUUUCACUGGACACUACUGAGAUGCGCCCUACAUGUUGCCUAAGGGUUGAUGAGGGAAACCUUCCAUCAGUGCGAGCCUCGUAUCAUGGCGAGCGGUCCGAGCCACAUGCCGAUUUUAUCUAUGAUUCUGUGUGUGAUCAGGAAGGCUGGGCAGCUGAACAGUGCUGUAGCAUAACAUGACUGUUGUGGGGGUCGGACACUCCUUUUACACAGACAGAUGCAGCACUGGCCUGGUCAAGCAAUGAAAUGUAUAUCUGACAUGUUCAACUUGUGACGUCUUGCAAAGUGAUAGGUUUAAUAGCUUGGCUAUAACUUCAUCCACUUUUCAACGUGUGGCAGGUGGAGAACUGUGUCUUAACUGCUUGAGGAGACAUUGCCGAGUGCGUCCGUGGUAACAAGUCCUAACUGCUGAACAGAUCCGGUAAAUAAUAGCAGACUGUUUUGAGAUGUACACAUACAUAUAGAUUUACAAUCAUACUGUACAGUUAGCAGAGAACAACAUUUGGAGUCAUACUGUAAAAUUGCAUAUUAAGAAAAUAAAGCCACGUUUACACCAUC